CCGCGUUCGAGCAGCGGGGGAAGGACGCGCUCCACAAGCCUUUGUCUCGGUAACCGGCGCUCGUCCUUCCUGCCGGCGGCGGGGGGGGCUCUGCGGCCGCCCCAGGCAUGCGGUGCCGGGGCUGCGGGAGGCGGCCGCUUGCGCACGCUUCCGACGGAUGCCUCAGGCUGUAGCGGCGGCGUUUGGGGCGAGGGACUCGGCAGCGGCUGCCGGUGCGAGCGGGUGCGGAAUCCCCGUGUGGAAGAGGAGGAACUGGAAGAAAGGAGCAGCGGUGCUGGCUCUCCUCCGCCGGGGUCAGCCUUCCUGCAUGCAAGCGUUACUGUCGUGGGGACGCAUCGUCAAGCGCGUACAGAGGAAGGGACUCGCUUAUUUCCCCCCUCCCCGGGCUUGGUUUUCGUCGUGAUCAUCGUGCAGAAAUAACCACUUUUCUCGCAGUUUGCUGGUCCGCAGCGAGGCAGGGGGAAUAUGCUCAUGAAGGAGUACCGGAUCUGCAUGCCUUUGACAGUUGAAGAGUACAGAAUUGGCCAGCUGUACAUGAUAAGCAAGCAUAGCCAUGAGCAGAGUGACCGAGGUGAAGGUGUGGAAGUGGUGCAGAAUGAACCCUAUGAGGAUCCAAACCAUGGCAAUGGUCAGCUAACAGAAAAACGCGUCUAUCUCAACAGCAAACUGCCUAGCUGGGCUAGAGCCGUUGUUCCCAAAAUAUUUUAUGUUACAGAGAAAGCUUGGAAUUAUUAUCCUUAUACAAUCACAGAAUACACAUGUUCAUUUUUGCCCAAAUUCUCCAUUCACAUAGAGACAAAAUACGAGGACAACAAAGGAAGCAAUGACAGUAUUUUUGACAAAGAAGCUAAAGACCUGGAGAGAGAAGUCUGCUUUAUUGAUAUCGCCAGUGAUGAAAUUCCUGAGCGCUAUUACAAGGAAUCAGAGGAUCCUAAAUAUUUCAAGUCACAGAAGACUGGGAGAGGCCAAUUAAAAGAAGGCUGGAGAGAGACACAUCAGCCCAUCAUGUGCUCCUACAAGCUUGUGACUGUGAAAUUUGAAGUCUGGGGGCUUCAAACCAGAGUAGAGCAAUUUGUACACAAGGUGGUCAGAGAUAUACUACUGAUUGGUCACCGGCAGGCGUUUGCCUGGGUUGAUGAAUGGUAUGAUAUGACUAUGGAUGAUGUUCGAGAAUACGAGAAAAAUAUGCAUGAAAAAACCAACAUUAAAGUUUGCAACCAACAUUCAUCUACUGUGGAUGAAAUAGAGAGCCAUGCCACAGCAAGAACAUGACAAUGGAUGAAGUCCGAGAGUUUGAACGAGCAACUCAGGAAGCCACCAACAAGAAGAUUGGGAUUUUCCCACCUGCAAUAUCUAUCUCUAACACUUCCAUGCCUUCUUCAACCCGCAGUGCUCCAUCUAGUGCUCCAUCAACUCCUCUCUCCACAGAUGCUCCCGAAUUCCUAACAGUUUCCAGAGAGCGGCCUCGGAAAAAGUCUGCUCCAGAAACUCUCACUCUUCCAGACCCAGCGAAGAAAACCCUUUAAAUUCACCCAGCAUGUUUCCUCCUGAUAAGCCAUGUCUGCCACAGCAAGAGUGAUGUAACUCAGUUUCUACAAAGGUCAUGGUGGUUUGUUGUUUCCUUCUUUUUGCUUAAAAUAAUCUUUCUGGUGUGGAAAGAUUACUUCUUUCCUCAGACUUGAUCUUUAAGACCUUCAGAGAAGUGCAUGCAAGAGAACGUAGUCUAUAUAUUCCUAAAGUAGUGUUUCAAGCCAUCUGGUGCAUCGUCCUGACAUACAGUGACAUAGGCUGAGGGGAAUGCUGUAAACUGAAAGGAAUCUUUCUGUAGCAGUAUUCUACCUGCAAAUCCUCAUCUAGGUCAUAGCAUUUACAAUUAGGAGUAGGUAUUUAGUAAAGCUGCCAAGGACUUCCGUGGCAAAUUAGUGCCAACUCGAAUGCAGGGUUAACAGGAAAAAAACCCUCCCAUUUUCUUCUUUUAUAGCUGAUUUUAAAAUCCUUCCUGCUCUCAGGCUUUGGUGUAUUCAUAAACCUUUGACCUGUAAUUCAUUGUACUUGAACACCAACACCAAUCACUCAAGAUUCACAUUUUGCUUAAUAUGACUCAGGAUUUGGGGCCUAGUUAACAAAGAAAAUUUUUCAAAUCUAAAAUAUCACUGUAUUGAAGCCCCAAUUGUAAUUAAUUAUACUGACUUUGAGGCCAUUGAACUAUUUCUAUCUUGCACAGAAUUUGUAAAAGAAACCACCUAUUUCUUGUAGAUAAUGUAUUUUAAUAGCUCUCCCCUGUCCUUUUGUGAUCUCUUAAACCCCUCCUGGCAUUCAUCAGUUGUGUUCCAUCUGUCAAAUUGCAAAAUAGCAGCUAAAUUGAACCAGUUGAGAAGCAAACCCAAUGAAUUCUGUCUUUUCCUCACUGGAAGAUAAGUGGUAGUUACGAUGUUAAGACCUUGAAUGUAAAGGAAAGAAAACAUGAGACUCCUUUUUCUUUUCUGCCUCCCAUCUGUCCUAAACAGCCAACAGAAAGCUGUUCCCAGGCUUUGUCACCAUCUAGGGGAAGGGGUGAACAUCAGUCUUUGGAAAGCGAAUGAGUUGUGGGGCUACUCAGUUCUGUGUAGAGCGACAUUAAGGAAACAGAAGUGCCCUUCCUGGUCUGUGUAUGAAAUCACUCCUCAGUCUCUGGAAUUAAAAUGUAGAAAAGAUAUUUCCUGGUGGAGAAGACUGUGGAAGGAGGAGAAAAAUAAAUGGUCUCCUCCUAGACUCAGUGAGAGACUUUCCCUUCUGGCCCCCAUUUGGGGUACUUCAGUCCCUUUCAUCCAAAUUGCUGUUUAAUGAAUGCUGUCAGUACCCAUCAUUCCCUCUAGCUGCAGCAGAAGUUAAGUAAGGCUCUGUUCAAUUCCAGUGAAUGACAGCCAUUGCCUGAACCAUAUGAUCAAAGUGGGUGAUACUUUGUGCCACCGAUGACAUGGGACAUGGGUUAGAAAAAAGAGAGUCCUCCAGACCUGAACUAUCACCAAGUGUUGGCUGGGGAUGGCCUUUUAACCAGGCAGGACUUUUGUGCUCUCUUCUCAGCACAAGACAGUGGUUUGAAAUGCUUAAAUGCACUGAAGUUCUCAACUGAUCUACAAAGUUAUGUUGAGUGUGUGAUAUUUAUAGGGUAGUUUUAGUAGCAGGAGAAUUCCACUGACAGCCUGCACUGACAAGUGUAUAUUUGUUUGAUAGUUAAAAUCCUGUAGGUAGCAAAAUCCAGGAGCCCUUCAUAGGUUAGCUGUGGUCUGACUUCCUGCAUUCUCCCACUUACUGUCCAUGUUCUGCUUCAUUUUUUCUUCUCAGAUCUACUAAUUCUGUGUGAUAAGUAAACUAAUGAGUGAUGCUUUUUUUGCUUAAAAAGAAGCUGCUGUAAUAAUGCGAGCAAAACUUUCCAACAUUAGUUUAUGAUUUCAGCUUCAAGAGUGUACAGAUUCUAUAUUCAUGAUUAUAACUGGUCUAAUCUCAUUAUUAUUUAUUUAGUAGCAAGAUUGGAACAUUGGCAGAGAAGGGAAACCUUUGAAAACAUCAAGCAUUGUUUGGUUGCGGUUUCAUUUCCUGAAUUUGACCUAUAUAGAAAUAACUCAGGUCUGCUCCACCGGAAAGUCUGGUUUUCAGUGAUUCUUUUUCUUUGUCAAAGAAAGCCAUAAUGCCCCUGUGCUUACAGAUAAAUGUUUCUAUGUAAGUUUUGGCAUUUGGGUUUUACAGAGAUGAUUAGACAAAAGCAGUUGUACCUUUACUCAUAGUUAACAGACUGAUUUCCGAUCCCUUGUGGAUACAUUGAUUGUCAUAUUAAUUUGGUUUGCAGAUAGGGCAUGAAUGAAAAUUCUGAACAUACCUGUAUAGGACACAUCUUAAGAUCUGUAUGACACAGAUGUAGGAGAAUGACAGGAUGCUCAGUGGUAUGCCUGUGCUGCUGCUGCAGCCCUUCUUCCUGCAGCGCUGCUCUUGAGGAGAGCUUACUGACCCAACAGCCUGACUUCACUGCUGACCACCACGAGGAUCACGAUCCGCCAGUUUGCCUCCAUGGGGCUUCCUAAUGAAGGCAAAUAAAAGGAUCUGUAAUGUUCUGUUGCCCUGGAUAAAAAACACCCCAGGCUUUUCACUGCCUGUGUAAGUACCCUCUGCUGUGUUCUGCUUUGCUUUCCCCACUAGUCGUGACCUGUUUGGUCAAUAGGCUCUUUAAAUAUCUUUUUCUAUUUGGUUGUUCUUUCUUUCUUUCUUUAAGGUAGGACAACUUUUUCUAGAAUAUUCCCAGCAAACACUCAAACCCACACAAAACUAAACAAAAAGAAAGGUCUGAAUACUAAAGUGUAUAUCUUCAGGCAAAGGGAUGGUUUUCGUUACUGAUUUUUUUCACAGUGUUUUCUGUUGUAUUUUCAAGCAUGUUUAUUAGGAGGAAAAUAGCAUUUUGCAGGUGUUCAUCACUUCUUUUGUGAAAGUAAAUCGUGAUUAUUUAGUAAGUCCGUCUUUAGAGUAUGGAGACCUGGGGCAAAGCUGAAUAGGCACAAUAGCCUGUUCCUGUUCUCCACCACAGUGACUGAAGACUUACAUGAUGCAGCUCUGCUAGGGCUUGAGGGGAAUUCUUCACCAAGGAGAAUGCAGUUCGGAGCAAAUAACAUGAUGAGUUUGUUUGAAUUUCUAUUAAAACCUCCUCCCAGCUUUAUUUUUAUGUAUUUCAUAUGGCACAAUCAUUACAAAAUAAGCGACAAUUCAUUCCUGUCUUUAGAGGGGUAGAUCUAAGAGAGGUAUCCAUGAAGGCUAUGAGGAGCAGCACAUUCCUGAAGCACCUACUUAUGAGGAUUUCUUAUGAAUGUAAUGGUUAAUUUUGUAAAUGACUGGAUAAACCCUAGGGAAAGAAACUAUUUGACCUUAUUCUUUAGCUUUUUUAUUAUUCUGGAAGGUAAUUUUGUGACCAUCUAGUAGCCAGUUUGCAUUAGUUGCUGCUGUAGAGCUUUUGAAAUGGAAACAUUUGUUCCUUGAGUUUCAGUUCAUAACCAGACCGCUGUAUUUUGUUAAAACUGCUUUGAAGCUUGCUGCACUGUAACUUCAAACCAACGUGCUAUCCUUUGAAACAAGGCAAAUGUAUAUGCUUUUUAUGAAUUAGUGAGUGCAGUAGGAGAGAUUUCAUGAUCUUGUUAAUAGGAGCUUUUCGGUUUCCAUUGUUUGGUCUUGGGUUUAUAUGUGUAACUUGAAAUUGCUAAAUAAGUCUAACAGUGUUUUCUUUAUAGGAACAGCAUGGUCAUUGAAUUACAAUCUCCAGUAGUUUUGUGCUGUCACUUAAACAGGUUUCAUUGGUUUAUUUUGUUUCUGUGAGAAUUCCACCUGAGAUUCAAUGUCCAGUAAUUCAUUUCUUUCAUUUAGAGCUAUGGUGGCUGCAUUACUCAAUAUAUCACCACCAUCAAAGAAGGACCAAGUUUUGAAAUGCUCUGCAUGUUAAAUAAUGCAAGGCUCAGCAGGAGAAUUUGAUUGUCAUAUUUCUCACUCAUAUAAUUUAGUUUCUGAUUUUUCCAAGUUAUUUAUUAUUUUUAAUAUUGUAUUUUUCCUUGCAUUUUGUUGUAAAUAAACUACCAACAAUUAUUCUUUACA
Melopsittacus undulatus (budgerigar) is the source of this 5607-nucleotide messenger RNA. RefSeq names its product phosphatidylinositol transfer protein cytoplasmic 1 (gene PITPNC1). Bases 466 to 1272 code for a protein of 268 amino acids. The transcript is spliced from 10 exons. The record is from RefSeq and is a predicted model, not a curated record. Lineage: Eukaryota; Metazoa; Chordata; Aves; Psittaciformes; Psittaculidae. Gene Ontology annotation, molecular function: phosphatidylinositol transfer activity; phosphatidylinositol binding. Gene Ontology annotation, cellular component: cytoplasm. Gene Ontology annotation, biological process: phospholipid transport.